AUGGCCUCUCAGGAACAGCUGUCUUUUGAUAAGGCAUCUGCCUGGCCGUCAGGGCUUUCCAUGUGGACCGUCUUCCUAUGCACGUGCUUGUUGGCUGCCGGAGCUUUUCUCGUCGUGAGAUAUGUCCAUGCUCCAAAAAUCGAGCAUGCGGUUCCAUACUCCGUCGAAGUCCCGCCACAACUAGCAGGUGACUACCAAUGGGAUGUUAAGGGCAAGAGGCCCAAAGCGGACUCUCCAGAGGUCAUUGGUUCCCGCAUCUAUCCUCGGUGCCCAGCAGACGGCCGCAGUCUUGGGCCUCCCAUUGAGCCGGCCGACCCCUCCGAUAUCGAUGCUGCCAUUACUGCUGCAGCUUCAGCGCAAUUGAGAUGGGCCGAAACCACGUUCGCCGAACGACGCCGAGUGCUCCAGACUCUCCUGCGUUAUAUCCUCGAUCAUCAAGAAGAAAUAGUCGCUGCAUGUUGCCUCGAUAGCGGCAAGACCAAGAUUGAUGCCUGCUUCGGUGAGAUCCUCGUCACCGUUGAGAAGUUGCAAUGGACAAUCAAACAUGGCCAGAGGGCUUUGGUGCCGUCCAGAAGACCAACCAAUCUGCUCAUGUCCUACAAGUCCAACACCGUCAUCUAUGAACCAUUGGGCGUCGUAGCGGCCUGUGUAAGCUGGAACUACCCAUUCCACAACUUUAUAUCACCGGUGAUAUCUGCUCUCUUUUCAGGUAAUGCCAUCGUUGUCAAACCCAGCGAGCAGACUUGUUGGAGUACUUCGUACUUUCUCAAGCUUAUCAGAGGUGCCCUCCACGCAUGUAACCACAGCCCGAUGCUCGUGCAAAACAUCAUCUGCCUUCCUCAAAGCGCCGACUAUCUCACAAGACAUCCAGGUGUUUCUCACAUUACAUUCAUCGGAAGUAAAGAUGUUGCGCACAAGGUUUGUGCAUCAGCCGCGAAGGUUUUGACUCCGGUGACCGUGGAGCUGGGAGGCAAGGACCCAGUUAUAGUUCAUGAUGAUUCCAAGACGGUAGCAGCAUUGCAAGAUGUUGCUUCCAUACUGAUGCGAGGAGUGUUCCAAUCUGGUCAGUGA
This is a messenger RNA of Exophiala aquamarina CBS 119918, 1071 nucleotides long. RefSeq names its product NAD-dependent aldehyde dehydrogenase. The transcript is spliced from 2 exons. Bases 1 to 1071 code for a protein of 356 amino acids. NCBI's taxonomy places the organism in Eukaryota, Fungi, Ascomycota, Eurotiomycetes, Chaetothyriales, Herpotrichiellaceae. The record is from RefSeq and is a predicted model, not a curated record. Gene Ontology annotation, molecular function: aldehyde dehydrogenase (NAD+) activity.